UUAGCCACAGAGCUAGCAGCGGGGGUUACGCUCCCAUUGCCACAAAACUUGUUUUUCCCUCACGAAAAGGCGCCUUUGGAUAUCUCCCCCGAGCUCGCAGUGAACCACAAAGACCCACCGAUGGAUUUGGGAUGUUCCCGGUGGUGUAAUUGGCGCGGACGGGAGGUUUAGACGCGUUUGUAAGAAGUUGUGAUUGUUUUUUUGGCGCUCCAGAAGCGCGGAGGAAAGAUGGAGGAUCUGCUGCUGUAGCCGCAGCUAAACGCUAGCUGUCGUUUACGGACCAAUCCGAGCUAUUUAUCCGCCCUGUGGGAUCCCCAAUGUUUGGAUGUUAGAACUUGUCACACUUACAGAGAUUGAACUGCUGAAGCAUGACAGACGGUCAGGCUGUGAGGAUGGAAGCAGAGCUACUGGAGGCAGGAUCUAGACAUCAGAUGGUGCUCUGAAGAAGCCAUGGGUAGCUGCUUAAGCUGUCCAGAGAAAGAGUCCAUUCCAGAUAAUCAUCAGAGUAAAUUCAAGGUGAUCAAUGUGGAUGACGAUGGGAACGAGUUGGGAUCGGGUGUGAUGGAGCUGACUGAGGCUGAACUUGUCCUCCACACCCAUCGCCGCGAUGACGUCAGGUGGCCUUACCUGUGCCUGCGGCGCUAUGGCUACGACUCCAAUCUCUUCUCCUUCGAGAGCGGCCGCCGCUGCCAGACGGGCCAAGGUAUUUUUGCCUUCAAAUGUUCCCGAGCUGAAGAGAUCUUCAAUAUGCUGCAGGAGGUGAUGCACAGUCACAGCAUCAGUGUUGUGGAGGAGGCAGUAAUUGACCCAAACCAGCAGGCGGCGCUCACUCCUGCAGCUAUAGGUUACUCAGUGCCCACGGUGCCUAACGGGGUGACCAGGAUCCCGUCUGUAGGCGAGGCCCCGUCUCACCCCUCCACCCGCCACCCGUCGGUGGCCAGCACUCGUCUGCCCUCCGUUGGGGAGGAGUCCACCCACCCACUGCUGGUGGCGGAUGAGGCGGUCCACACCUACGUGAACACGACGGGGCUCCUGGAGGACCAGCCCAGCCCGCUGACCCUCACCACCCCUCUGGAGAGCCCCACCUCCCCCCACUCCCAGUGUCCCCCCACUCCCCCACCUCCUCCCAGAGCUCGGGUGGAACCUCUGCCUACGCCAACCCAACCGGAGCCCCAGGUGCUGCUGGAGCCCCAGGGGGUGCGCUUCGUCCUGGGCCCCACUCCCGUUCAGAGGCAGCUGAUGGAGAAGGAGAAAAGACAAAAAGAGCAGAAGGAAGCCGAGGAGGUGCAAGAGACUAACGGCCCCGCCGCGGCCCCGGCCGAGACCGAGCAGGCUACGCCGCACUCCAACGGCUCCUCCUCCUCCAAUCCAUCCACCGCCCCCCGCCGCCACUGCCCGACCCCUCUCACCCCCGACCUGCAGAACGCCAACAACUCGGCCCAACGGCGCACCGCCCUGCUGGACUACGAGAACCUGCCGGCGCUGCCGCCGGUGUGGGAAGCCAGGAAGCCGAGCACGGAGGAAGAGGAGGAGAACGGCGGUGGUCUGAAGACUCCGUCGCUCAACGGCUACAACCACCACCCCUCCCACAGCCUGCUGCACCACUCGUACUCCCACCCUCUUUCCGCCGCCCUCGAGGCCUCACAUAACUAUGUCAACACGGAGAACGUGACGGCGCCGCUCAGCGCACACCGCCCCGACACAGCCCGCCGCCGCACAGACGCACCCACUAUCUUCAACUUCGACUUCCGCCGGCCACCCUUACCCGGCCACGCGGAGCUGCCCAAAACCCUCAACUACAUCGAGGUGGAGAUGGACAGCGGCGCCACAAACAAAGGUGCGUCGGACGGCAGUAACCCCCACACCCCCCGUACCCCCAGCUCCCCCCUGCCUCCCACCACGCCCACGCGUCGCCCGCACGAGCUCUACGCUCUCAUUGACAUUGAGCGCACGGCCGCCAUGUCCAGCCUGCAGAGGGCGCGGCCACGGGACGACGGCACGUCGCGCAAGACGAGACACAACAGCACGGAGCUACCUACUAAAAGCACAGCGUGACUUUUCUUCCAUGUGCAAUGUGCUCAGAGCUGUGCAAGGACUCCAGUCAAUGUGUCCGAUUGGACAGGAGAUAAAGACUUUACUGUGCGCUUUGCCUGCACAGGUGAUGAACUGGUACUAUAGCAUCAUGUAAUACCUCUGACAAUGAUGAUGUAAUAGACUGCAUUCCUUAUAUGGUACAAAUCAGUAUUACUGAACAAAGCAUUCCAUUUAGCCUUUUGUACGAGUCACUCUGCUGCUGUAAGAAGACACUUUGUGUUCCAACAUGUUCAGUAGAUCUGACACAAUAAAAGUCUGGUUUUUAUUUGUAA
Cololabis saira (Pacific saury) is the source of this 2366-nucleotide messenger RNA. RefSeq names its product fibroblast growth factor receptor substrate 2-like. The record is from RefSeq and is a predicted model, not a curated record. Gene Ontology annotation, biological process: cell surface receptor protein tyrosine kinase signaling pathway. The coding region runs from base 451 to 2055 and encodes 534 amino acids. The transcript has 7 exons. Lineage: Eukaryota; Metazoa; Chordata; Actinopteri; Beloniformes; Belonidae. Gene Ontology annotation, cellular component: cell-cell junction; cytoplasm.